ACAUGUUAAUUUUAUUGAAUGGACCGGGUAUACCUUUAAUUUAAGAGUGCUCUCAACACUCACGGUCUUUUAGACCUGGACAUAUGGUGUCUGCGUACCUAAUUCUACAUUGCGUAAGGUUUUUUAAGUACAGAUCCAAGUAAAGCAAAAUAAGUUUUCCAACUCUAAAGAGUGCUACUUCUGUUCGAUUUGUUUCUCGAGACGAGCAGGAUUAGGCAACGGAUACAAACCUUGCCAAUUAAAAUAUUUCAGCAAAAAUCGUCUAUAACGUACUUUCGAAAGGAUAUAGUUUCGCCAAUGAUGGAGCAACAUCAGAUUUUCUCUUGCUUUAUUCUGCUAACGUGUCUGGUCUCAUAUAUUCCAAGCGGUCAAGCUGAAAUAUACUCGGCGUUGUUCCGUCUAAAGAAUGCUUUUGCGGAGGAAGGCAAAGCAUUGGACUCCACUAACGAGGUUUUGAAGAGUUUGGCGAAGUCCACUCUGGAGGAAGCUGGGGUUAGGGAUUUUGAAAGGUUCGUUUUUGAAACAACAAACAAACACGACACCGGUACCACACAGGGGACAGAAUACAUGGAGCAUCCAGUCAACGUAUAUCACGUGAUCAGAAGAAUGGCACAGGAUUGGCCGAAAAAGUUGAAACUCAUUUUUGAGGUGGAGGAUAAAUCGAUUCAGAAACUGUACCAGUCACUUUCAAAUCUGACCACGACAGCUAACAAAUGGCCGUCCAUAUUAGACAAGAACGGGGUAACCUUGCAGCUUAUCCGAAUCCAAGCCUUGUACCUUCUUGAUAUUCACGAGCUAGCUACGGGGACCCUCAAUGGCACCACCACAGACCCUCUCGCCCUGGAUGAGGUCUUCGACGUCGCUCUGUUUGCUUACGACCGGGGCAUGUUCUACGAAGCGGUGUUAUGGUAUGAAGGAUUGGUCGAGGAGAUUCUGAAGGGAGGCAAAGGAAAGGUUACACUGUCUAAAGCAGCACGGGGGUUAGCUUCAUCGUACUUUAGAUAUGAGAAUUACAAGAAACCAGUUGAAGUCCUCGAAGAAGCUUUAAAGAAAGAACCGGAUGACAAAAGACUACAAGUGGACCUGGACUACUACAGGCAAAAACUGGCAGAUAAACAAACGGAUGGGGUCGAGGUUGAUAAGAAAUUGGAGCCCCUUGAUAAUCCCAAUUACUCACAUGCAAAGAAAUAUUUUGCAAUGUGUAGAGGCGAUAUCAAAAAGCCAGAGUCAUACAGAAAGAAAUUAAAGUGCAAAUACAGGCGGACGGACAUCCCGUAUCGCCCGGCAAAAAUGGAAAUCGUUAAUUUAGAUCCGUUGGUUGUAAUGUUCCAUGACGUCAUUUAUGAUGAUGAGAUGCAACUGGUGAAGAGAAUGGCGAAGCCGCAUAUGACCCGCUCUCUUAUACGGGGCCGUACAGAAACGGAUGGUGAGGUCUCAGAUGGCCGUCUUAGCGACACAGCAUGGUUCGACGACAGAACGCGACUCAUUGCCAGGCUCAGUCGCAGGGUUCAGGAGACCACGGGCCUUUCUACAGAAAUACACGAAGUCGCAACCCAUGCUGAAAACAUGCAGGUACUCAAUUAUGGUUUAGGAGGAAUGUAUGAGCCGCAUGAAGAUUAUUUCGGGAGUGAAAAGAAUCAAGGAACAAACAAAUAUGUCGUAGGCUCAGGAGAUAGAUUAGCCACGUGGAUGUUCUAUAUUAAUGAGGUCAAGGUAGGCGGCGCCACUGUAUUCCCGAAAUUUGAAGCAAGAGUUCCGGUAGUGAAAGGUGCUGCCGUCUUCUGGGCGAAUUACUUCGUCAACGGAACUGCCGAUGCUAGGACGACUCACGCGGGAUGCCCUGUAGUGAUUGGAUCAAAAUGGGUUAUGAACAAAUGGAUCCGUACUCGUGCACAGAUCAAUAGAUGGCGGUGCUCCAAGAGAAGAUAUGCGAGAACACCUGCCAUAUAUCUGUGAUUAUGCAUAGCGACAUGUUACGACUGUAAGAACUGGAAUCCUGUCGACACGUCACGGGAAAGUCCUAACUUUACGCCAUACUGUGAAUAGCAGCUGACUUACCGUUGACGUUGUUAUCGUUCCAAAUAAGGUAUAGGUUGGUACAGUGAGAAAGAGAAUCCAUUAAUCCUAUUAUAAUACGCUACAAUAAUCUGAAAUGUGAUAGGUUUUUUAAAAAAAGUAGGCCUGGAAAUAAAGCAUGUACAAUUUACUCAGCCUAAAUCAUGAUGGGGUCGGAAAAACGUAUAUUUAAAAUAAAGAUAUCUAAAACUAUAUGAAAUUCCGUUUAAAUUAAAUGCUUAUCCCUCCACUUGAGCACCAUUGCCAGCUUAUUUCGACCUACCGGGCUUUAGCCUACAACUUUUGUGGCACAGUUGUCCUUUUUACUUUGAUCAAGCAAUACCAAUAUUAUUAUUAUAUUAUCACGAUGCGUCGUACCGAAACACCGAAUCGUAUAUAAAGCUUCUACGUUUCGCAGCAUUGCUUACAUGAUUUAUCCUUAAUAGAUUUUUCUGUUGGUCGACAGUCACUAAGUUUUCUUCGAAACCUAGAUUUUUGCUUUCGGCCUCAACGAUCAUAAUACGUAGGUUCACAUGUAAUUGUAUUAUUCCUUCUUGUUUCAUGGCGAUAUUGAAAGGGUUUCUUGAACAGCACAAUACUCUAAAGCCUCCCAGUUUCGGCAGAAAAGAACGAAAUCGACCGAUGAAAAGUCCUAGUCUUUGGUUUGUUGUUAAGUAUUGGCACUCGCCAAUAACCGGUAACGUGCGCCAUUGCUUUCGACUCAGGCCUUGGUAAAUGUUGCGGAUAAUAACCAAUUUCAGGCAGUUACUCAUUACAAAUGUUAAAACGACAUCCGUUUCAUAAAAUAAAUCUAAGAAGAAGGUAAACAGGAUACCACUGGGGAUUCUCGUUGCAGUUGUCUGAUUAAGUAGUAGGGUAUAGAUCAGUUCGUUAUCUUCAUGCGUUCGAAGGGCGGUGUAUGUGGUCAAAGACAGCACCAUAUACUCUGGUAACUUACAGUGAAACGCGAAAGUGUUCAUGUCAGUGGUGAGAAACGGGAGUGCAGUGUCGGUAACAGAAACACACCUCUCUUUGCUUGGAAUAAGUAAACUCCCUAUAAACCUUCCUGCUGAAAAAUCAAAUAUCUUGGCAUCGCUAAUGACUCGUUUCACACCGGACUUCUUGAGAGGAAUGUAAAGUAGAUAAUUCAAAACUGGGUGUAUAUUACAUACUUUAAAUGGUGUGUAGUUGGUGGAGUUAUAAAGGACUCGGAAAGCCUUAUUUUUGGUGUUAUAGAGAAUGACCCUGUUCCAAGGUACGGGUUCAUCAACAUACUGUACGAUUACCAAUGCCCUCGUUGGGUGAAAUCGAACUUUUUUUCCAUUCGCAUUAAUUGACGGGAUAAAAUUGAGAGUACGGCCUAAACGGUAGUUCAAAAUAUGAUUUUCCUGUUAAAAUAAACGAAAUAAUGUUAUGAUGCCGAAUCAAUCGAUGUUUUUGCUAAUAGAACGUUAAAGACGGGCUGUUUUUCUGAAAACCCGAUAUGUUAUGUUUGGCCUUCCAAAUGUAAGAUUUUUGUUAUAGUUUGGAUGUUGAAUGCACUUUAAUAGACGUAUUUAUGAAGCUUACAACCAAUUCUACAACAUUUUAGAGGUAAUUGGCUAGGUGGGCGACCUCAAAAAGCAUGCAUUCCGAAAUAGCAAAAUGAAGAAAUUCGAAAUAUGAGGUGGCCCAACACUAUUGGCAAAAAAUUAAUUCAUGCGUAUAUAUAGAUAGAGAGUUCUGCAGUUGGUUCUUCUUGUCCUUCAUGUGUCAGUACAGCAAACGGGUUGUUUGUUGUCAAGUCAUAUAUCUAUUUUUCUUUCUUGAAUAUAUCAGUAUAUAGUAAUAUUGCAUG
Molecule: messenger RNA, 3892 nt
Organism: Lineus longissimus
Lineage: Eukaryota; Metazoa; Nemertea; Pilidiophora; Heteronemertea; Lineidae
Product: prolyl 4-hydroxylase subunit alpha-2-like
Exons: 12
Coding region: 298-1956 (552 amino acids)
Biological process (GO): peptidyl-proline hydroxylation to 4-hydroxy-L-proline
Cellular component (GO): endoplasmic reticulum
Molecular function (GO): iron ion binding; protein binding; procollagen-proline 4-dioxygenase activity
Source: RefSeq, a predicted model, not a curated record